CUGCAAAUAUAAUGUUUCAAGAAACAUGAAGUUCAGUUAGUAGUAAACAGAAGUUUUUCAGAUUCUCAUCUCUUUCUCUUUUCAACAUUUCUCACAGAUAUUUCCUCUUUUCUCUUUUCAACAUUUCUCACAGAUAUUUCGUCUUUUCUCUUUUCAACAUUUCUCACAGAUAUUUCGUCUUUUCUCUUUUCAAUACAACCAGCUAGAUUUACGUAAAGCUCGAUUCUCUCCGAUCAUAAAAACAUGGCCGGAAUGUCAGCCGCAAUAAUCGUCAUUUGCGUUUUACCGUCGAUGUUGCUGGUGGCCAAAGAUAUCACUUUACCGGUAAUACGGUUACCGUCAGAAGGGAAGAACGUGUGCUCGGACACGGUGGAGUCGUCGUCAUGGUGUCCGGUGAAGUGUUUUCGGACGAACCCGGUUUGCGGUGUCGACGGAGUGACGUACUGGUGUGGGUGUGCGGAAGCUGCAUGCGCUGGUGUGAAAGUUGGGAAAAUGGGUUUUUGUGAAGUUGGAAAUGGCGGUUCGGAUCCUCUCUCUGCUCAGGCAUUUCUUCUUCUGCAUAUUGUGUGGCUUAUUGUUCUUGCAUUUUCUGUUCUUUUUGGUCUUUUUUAAUUAAUUCCUUAAUGUUUUGCUAUUUUACUAGAAAAGAAUAGAGUUUAAUUAUAAAUUACUAAAUUAUGACUUUGUCACUUUGUAA
Molecule: messenger RNA, 697 nt
Organism: Vicia villosa (hairy vetch)
Lineage: Eukaryota; Viridiplantae; Streptophyta; Magnoliopsida; Fabales; Fabaceae
Exons: 1
Coding region: 244-612 (122 amino acids)
Source: RefSeq, a predicted model, not a curated record